AUGGCGACGGCUGGCAUGCGCGUGCUGGUGCUGGCAGCGCUGGCAGUGGGGCUGCUAGCGGCGGUGGUGAGUGGAGCGCGCGAUGCCAUGAAGGUAGCCAGGGGCCUGGUCCCCACGGACGGUGGGGGCGGUGGGGUGGCUGGCGGGGCGGCGGCGGGGCAGCAGAGGAAGGGCGCGCGCAUUCUGGCGGCUGAGACCUUUGCUCACCACGCCCCUCUGCCCGACUACCUCGACCACAUCCCCCGCCGCCAGGCCCUCGCCACCUGUACAGCGUUCCUGCUCCCCUUCCCUCUCAUUUCUCUGCUCCCCUUCCCUCUCAUUUCUCUUCUCCCCUUGGCUCUCAUUUCUCUGCUCCCCUUUCGUCUCAUCUGCUGCUCCCCUUGGCUCUCAUUUCUCUGCUCCCCUUGGCUCUCAUUUCUCUGCUCCCCUUUCGUCUCAUCUGCUGCUCCCCUUGGCUCUCAUUUCUCUGCUCCCCUUGGCUCUCAUUUCUCUGCUCAAUGUUGGUCCUUGCACGCCGUUCUUACUCAAUGUUAG
Molecule: messenger RNA, 534 nt
Organism: Closterium sp. Naga37s-1
Lineage: Eukaryota; Viridiplantae; Streptophyta; Zygnematophyceae; Desmidiales; Closteriaceae
Source: the annotation of a GenBank genome assembly